AUGAAUAUUCGAACAAUAUCAGGUGAUUUAAAUGGUCGAUCUGCUAAUUCAUCAUGGUGCAUAUUUUCAGGAUAUGUCGCUGUAGUUCAUCUUUGCACAAUGUAUAUGGCAUUUGUGAAUCAGGCAUUAUAUCGUUUAAUUCGAAUUAUUUAUUUUCAAAAUCAACAUCUUCAAUCUUUGAAAUUAUAUCUUCUUCUUCCAAUGAUAGAAUAUAUAUGGGCAAUUUGUAUCAUGUGUGUUCUUAUACUUUGGAAUGGAGUUGUAUAUUUCAAUAAUGAUUAUUUUUGUUAUGUUUCAUUUGCAAGUCUACGUGCGAUUAUUUGGGGAGCAUUUUUUGCUUAUCUAUUUCCAUUUUUAUGUUCAUUGAUGAUAUAUAUACGAAUAACAAUAUUUAUUCGACAUCAUACAA
Molecule: messenger RNA, 409 nt
Organism: Adineta steineri
Lineage: Eukaryota; Metazoa; Rotifera; Eurotatoria; Adinetida; Adinetidae
Source: the annotation of a GenBank genome assembly